This is a messenger RNA of Linnemannia hyalina, 1374 nucleotides long. Lineage: Eukaryota; Fungi; Mortierellomycota; Mortierellomycetes; Mortierellales; Mortierellaceae. The record is from the annotation of a GenBank genome assembly.
AUGGCCUCGGAUAUCUGCUUCCUUCACUUUCGCAUCCACGACUCUACCCUUUCAUCCACCUCAACCGCCUCAGCAACCUCCUUCUCAGCUAGCAACAAUGAAAACAUCGACUCCUCAGCUCGACAGAGUUCAAACGAUGCCAAAGCAGGAGGUCUGCAAGAAUGGCUUUGUCAGCUCUCGAUCGUUGACGACAAAACGACCAUCCGUGGCCUGCUUGGCCCCCUUGUUGACCCUGAGCGCAAGAAGGCUGCCGUCUUGGCCUCUUGCUGCACAUUCCAGGUCGCUACUGUGCCCCGGACCACUCCUGUAGGUGCUAAUAUUACGCAGGAACAGCAAGCACAUGGUCCUGCAAGCAACAAGAACAACAACAACAACAACAACAACAACAACAACAACAACAACGCACGGGUGCUGUAUGCCAAGACCAUCCAGAGUGAGGAUCUCUUUGGCCAGGGAGUCGAAUACAGACAGGAUGUGCUGGUGGAUCGCCACUACUACGAGUUCACUCUCAUCCUGUCAUCGCUGCUCAUCAAACUACUCGGCCCUCCCGACGGACCCCAGGACACUCACACCCUCGCCCUCUCUGAAUCAGACCCCGUCGCCCGCAACGUCGACCCCCUCGUCGAAAUGAUGACCCAGUUCCACCAACACAGCCCCACCGCAGAUGUCGAAUGCCGCUUCAUCGACCGCAAUGGUCACGUCCGGCUCUAUGUCCGCGCCCAUCAGGCAAUCCUCUCCAUCUACCCAACCUUCUCCGAAAAGAUGGCCCAGGCACAGUCAAACCCCUACUUGCGAUCCAAGAACACGGUCGUCGUCCUCCAGAUGCCUGUCGAGGACUGUGCUGCUUUUCAGAGAAUGCUCGAGUUUAUCUAUUCAGGAAAACUGCCGAUGGAGGCUUUCAACCCGAGGGAUAACGAGCAGUGGAAGAAGGCGUUUGAUCUUGCCAAGGAGUUCGGACUCGACAGGAGCCUCAACUCUAUGCCUUGGAUGGAUUGGCAUCUUCAAGAACUAAAGCAAGUCUUGACAGAGGAGAAUGUGUUGGAGAUUUACUUUGCUUGGGGGUAUGCGCACGAGGAUGUGAUGAGACUAUGUGUUGACCAUGUGGCUGAACGACAGCAUGUUCAAUACCAAGGAAAGGAGUUCAACUCGGCGGUUCUGGAUAUGAUCAAGGGUCGGUUCAUGGGCAAGCCGGGAUGUCGAGAGUUUCAGGAUGCGUUUGUCACCAGAGGCUGGGGUUUAUACGCGAACCAGCAGCAACAGCAGAUGAAUCAAAGAGAUCAUGCGAUGAGCUCUCCUCCUAUCCGCCCUCGACAGCAACCGAUGAUGCAUCAGCAUCAGCAACAGCGCCAACGCCAACGGCAAGGUCGAUUUUGA